Messenger RNA from Entrophospora sp. SA101, 564 nucleotides. NCBI's taxonomy places the organism in Eukaryota, Fungi, Glomeromycota, Glomeromycetes, Entrophosporales, Entrophosporaceae. The record is from the annotation of a GenBank genome assembly.
AUGGAAGAACAAACACAAACAGUUAUUGAUCAAAAUGUUGUUGAAACAUCACCAACCAUUUCUGCACCUACUGCUUUUUGGAAUGAACAGCUCAACAUUGCGACAAAUUUUGAAAGCGAUUUCAAGAACCAUUCAUUACCUUUAGCUAGAAUCAAAAAAGUAAUGAAAAGUGAUCAGGAAGUCAAGGCAGGUUUUUUCUUCUUUCCAUUACCACUUGAUAUGAUUAGCGCAGAGGCGCCAAUUAUAUUUUCUAAAGCGUGUGAAAUCUUUAUAACAGAAAUUACCAUGAGAGCUUGGAUUCACGCAGAAGAAAAUAAACGGCGUACAUUACAACGAAGUGACGUUGCAUCAGCUGUCAAUAGAUCUGAUCAAUUCGAUUUUUUGAUAGACAUUGUUCCUAGAGAAGAAAUGGCAAAAACUGUAAAUAGAAGACAAAAGGAAGAAACUUCUACAGAACAAGUUUUCAGCGAUCAAAAUGUCUCGGCAUAUUACACACAACAACCUGGUCUUCAAUUCACAUCAGAAAAUGAAACGGCUAGUUAUUUCCAACAAUCAAAUAAUUAG